Varanus komodoensis (Komodo dragon) is the source of this 1166-nucleotide messenger RNA. It is a transcript of the gene FKBP7, whose product is annotated as FKBP prolyl isomerase 7. Bases 16 to 738 code for a protein of 240 amino acids. Lineage: Eukaryota; Metazoa; Chordata; Lepidosauria; Squamata; Varanidae. Gene Ontology annotation, molecular function: calcium ion binding; peptidyl-prolyl cis-trans isomerase activity. The transcript is spliced from 4 exons. The record is from RefSeq and is a predicted model, not a curated record.
CCGUGACGUCGAACAAUGCCAGUGCCACGCAGCCCCGGGACGGAGCGCCGCUUCUCUUCGCGGCAGAGCAGCGCGGUCGCCACGAUGCCCCUCGCCGCGACGUUGUGCUUGGUGCUGCAGGCCCUCGCCGUUCUCCCCGGGCGCGCCGAGGCUGCCUCCCCUGCGGACGAAGUUAAGAUAGAAGUCCUUCACGUCCCCAAAAACUGCGAGACCAAGAGCAAGAGGGGAGACAUGCUUAAUGCCCAUUAUGACGGAUACCUGGCAAGUGAUAAUACCAAAUUUUAUUGCAGUCGAACACAAAAUGACGGCCAUCCAAAAUGGUUUGUCCUUGGUGUAGGACAAGUGAUUAAAGGCUUAGAUAUUGCAAUGAUGGAUAUGUGUCCUGGAGAGAAACGGAAAGUGAUCAUUCCUCCUUCACUAGCCUAUGGAGAGCGUGGAUAUGAACCAGCAAAAAUUCCACCGAAUGCAACACUGAUCUUUGAGAUUGAAUUGUAUGCAGUAACUCAAGGACCUCGCAGUAUUAAAGCAUUUUCUCAAAUAGACACGGAUAGUGACAAAAAGCUUUCGAGAGAUGAGAUAAGCCUCUAUUUGAAGAAGGAAUUUGAAAGGGAUGGCAAGAAACGUGCCCCAUCUGUUCAUAAUGAUAUUUUGGUGGAUAUAUUUAAAAAGAACGACCAUGAUGGAGAUGGCUUCAUAUCUGCCAAGGAAUAUAAUGUCUACCAGCAUGAUGAACUAUAACAGAAGAGGUGGUUAAAAGGUCUGCUUGUUGCUUUAUGGACAUACAACAGUUCCUCUCCUGUACCCAUGUUGCUUCCCCAAGUAAGACCCCCCCCCCCACGAUGUGGGUGCCCUGAGAGACCCGUGUGCUCUGCUGAACCCAACAUGACAUCCUUUUUGCUGAGAAGUCCUGAACACAACCUCAGAACGAAGAUAGAACAGCGGACUUGGUAUGAGAAUUGUAAUCAACUAAAGUGCUUUGUAUGCUUUAGCCUCAUUGAUUAGCGAUGGAACUUAUGCAUUAGAGUUUUUGCUUUUAAACCAAUACAUUUUGAAAUGGAAGUCCUUUUUUAUACCUUUUUAAAAAAAAAACACAAGAUUAAAAUCAAUUGUAUUCUAAUAACUGAAUUUGAUGAACCUAGGCAAAUGGAAUAAAAUGUGAACUAGUC